AUGAGUAUUAAUGCUUCAAAGCUAAGGUUAUUUGUCUUUCAUGGCAAUAUACAAUUGAUACAUCUUGAAAAUGUCCCUGUUCUUUCCAAUGUUCUGUAUGCGCCUAGAGAAUUAGUUCUAGAGGACCAAGAUGAUUUUGUCAAUAUUUUUUCGUCUAUUCCUGCUCUCGAGUGUUUCAGCUGGGAUCUUUUUGAGGUCGAUAAUGGAUCAUUUAAAGUUAUACCAACAAAGCUUCCAUCAGCUCUUAACUGUCUGAAACGCCUAUUCAUGUCUUGGAUUACUCUUGUUGAGUUUUUUGAGCUUUCGUUUGCUCUUUUCAUAAUACGGAGCUCUCCAUAUUUGGAAGAAAUUUUAAUUAAGAUUGUUACUAAGGAGGUUGUUGAUGAGAUUCCUGCUAGCUUUUCGGAUAUCACAUUUAAUCAUUUGAGGAAAGUUAAGUUUUAUGAUGUACUAUUAGAUGAGGUUGAAAUUCAGCUUAUCAAGGAUUUAUUGGCAAAGUCUCCAGCAUUGGUGAAAAUGGUAAUCAAGCCUCGUCAAAUGGAAAGUAACAAUUCUCUCAACGUACUCGCGGAGAUAACAAAGUUUCAACGGGCAUCAUCUAAAGCAGAAGUCGUGUAUCUUGUUGAUUAG
Molecule: messenger RNA, 630 nt
Organism: Solanum pennellii
Lineage: Eukaryota; Viridiplantae; Streptophyta; Magnoliopsida; Solanales; Solanaceae
Exons: 3
Coding region: 1-630 (209 amino acids)
Source: RefSeq, a predicted model, not a curated record